Molecule: messenger RNA, 2591 nt
Organism: Carya illinoinensis
Lineage: Eukaryota; Viridiplantae; Streptophyta; Magnoliopsida; Fagales; Juglandaceae
Product: beta-glucosidase 13-like
Exons: 19
Coding region: 833-2368 (511 amino acids)
Biological process (GO): carbohydrate metabolic process
Molecular function (GO): beta-glucosidase activity
Source: RefSeq, a predicted model, not a curated record
GCCGGUUACUCCAAAGGUACCUAACGCGGGUACCUGUAGCAAAGCUGUUUAUAUUAAGGUUAGAUGGUCAAUUGUGUCUUUAUAAAGUUCAGAAGGGAUAAUAUUGUAUUUAUGCUUUAUUUAAGUUGGGUCAAGUCGGGUGAACCGGGAUGUAAGUCAUGGGUCACGUGGGGGUAGUUUAUUUAUCUUGCUGUGUCGUGGGCCAACUGGCCAACUGGCCAACCUUCAUUUAAAGUCCAUUUACAGUUCAAGAUGAUCGGAUCAAUUUCUCCAAGUUCACUGUGGAUGCAGUUGCUCCUCGAAAAGUCGUGUACUUUGUUUACAUUUAUAAAUUGAACUAGUAUCACUGUUCCUAACAAGAACCUGGUUAUCUUUUGAGUCAAGAUUUCCAUUUCGACGUGACUUCGUAUAAUGUAGAAGGAUCCGACAGCGGCCCAUGAACAUCCAGACCUCCACUUGUAACUCAUUGAUGACGAGUUCGAAUAUUUGCAUUUGAAGGCAACAAGGUUUCUUAAUUGAGUGUGCUCUGCUUUUGUAUCAACUAUUGUGGUACCUGUAAUAAACAGAAGUACUGAUAUAUACUAGCUUGCUGUGGAUAAGAAAGGCCUACCUAGCUGCAUGCAGAAGGCCGGCUCUCUUCCUUAUUAACUCACGUUAAUCUUCGACCUACUUUUACAGAUAGACAAAUGAUAGCUUGCUAUUGAAAAGAAGCACAAACAUUCUACCUAUAAAAUAUGUUCCGGUCACUUUGAACUGUCCACCAUGCUUGAGGGACAAUCAGUUAACAGUACUACCACCAUCGAUUGAGGAUAACCAGAUCGAAACAGUACUUAUGGGCAAUCGCGUUUUCGGUCUCUUAGUUAUUCUUUUCCUACUGAAAAGUAGAGGUAGUAGCAUUGCUAUUCCACCUACCUAUGACACAGCUUCGCUAAACCGGAGCACUUUUCCGAGAGGAUUCAUUUUUGGCACGGCAUCAGCAUCUUAUCAGUACGAAGGUGCAGCAAAAGAAGGUGGUAAAGGACCAUCAACAUGGGACACUUUCACCCAUAGAUAUCCAGACAAGAUUACGGAUCACAGUAAUGGAGAUGUAGCUGUUGAUCAAUAUCAUCACUACAAGGAAGAUGUUGGGAUUAUGAAGGAUAUGGGUUUAGAUGCAUACAGAUUCUCAAUCUCAUGGUCCCGACUCUUGCCAAAUGGGAAAUUAUCUGGGGGUGUGAACAGAGAAGGAAUUAACUACUACAAUAACCUCAUCAAUGAGCUGCUGGAAAAAGGUCUAAAGCCAUUUGUGACACUCUUCCAUUGGGAUCUACCCCAAGCCUUAGAAGAUGAGUAUGGUGGUUUCUUAAGUCCUCAGAUUGUGGAUGAUUUUGGUGACUAUGCUGAGCUUUGCUUCAAGGAAUUUGGUGACCAGGUGAAGCAUUGGAUUACAUUGAAUGAGCCACUGAGCUACAGUGUUGGUGGAUAUGCAAUUGGGGGUCCACCACCGAAUCGAUGUUCGGAUUGGCAAAAUCUAAACUGUACAGGUGGAAAUUCUGCGACGGAGCCAUAUAUUGUGACACACCACCAGCUUCUUGCACAUGCAGCCGCAGUUAAAGUGUACAAGCAAAAAUAUCAGGCAAUACAGGAAGGUACCAUAGGAAUAACUCUCGUCUCACCCUGGCUAGUUCCAUACUCCAAUUCGACGUAUGAUCGCGCCUCCUCACGGCGAGCACUUGAUUUCAUGUUUGGAUGGUUCAUGGACCCAUUAACAAAUGGUGACUAUCCACAUAUCAUGCGAUCUCUGGUUGGGAACCGAUUACCCAAUUUCUCAAGAGAGCAAUCCAUGACGGUGAAGGGGUCGUUUGAUUUCAUUGGACUAAACUAUUAUACCACUAAUUAUGCAGCCCAUGCAGCAUCUGACGUCCCUAAUGCUGGAAUUUCAAGCUACUUGAUAGAUAUACGUGUUAAUGUCUCAGCCGAGCGAAAUGGAAUUCCUAUUGGUCCAAGGGCUGCUUCUGACUGGUUAUAUGUCUAUCCGAGGGGAAUACAUGAUUUUUUGCUCUACACAAAGACAAAAUACCAUAAUCCACUCAUUUACAUCACCGAGAAUGGGAUUGAUGAGUUUAAUAAUGCCUCUUUAUCGCUUGAGGAGGCCCUCCGGGACAGCCAUAGAAUUGACUAUCACUAUCGCCAUCUUGCAUAUCUUGGUGCAGCUAUCAAGGAUGGCGUUAAUGUCAAGGGAUACUUUGCGUGGUCAUUGUUAGACAAUUUUGAAUGGAAUUCAGGUUACACUCUUAGAUUUGGCAUUUACUAUAUAGACUACAAGGAUGGGUUGAAAAGACAUCCCAAACUGUCCGCCCAUUGGUUCAAGCAUUUCCUCAAGAAAUAGGCACCAAAGUGCUGCAGUUGAAGUGCCUGCAAACGUUGGAGAAGUUCUACCCGUGAUCUCCAAACAAUGAUCCCGAGAUUGUUUCUUGCAUGUCUAUUGUAUGUACAUUCUUUUAAAUAACAUCAAUGUUUAUAUCUCAAAUAUUUUGUAAGGGGAAUGCUAUGUACGUACGAAGGAUUUGUAUCACAAGUUUGUUUUAAAUAAAAAGGAAAUGUGGCAUGCA